Oncorhynchus keta (chum salmon) is the source of this 1231-nucleotide messenger RNA. Its product is annotated as C-X-C motif chemokine 11-1-like. Gene Ontology annotation, molecular function: chemokine activity; CXCR chemokine receptor binding. The record is from RefSeq and is a predicted model, not a curated record. Gene Ontology annotation, biological process: chemokine-mediated signaling pathway; antimicrobial humoral immune response mediated by antimicrobial peptide; inflammatory response. Gene Ontology annotation, cellular component: extracellular region. Bases 168 to 509 code for a protein of 113 amino acids. NCBI's taxonomy places the organism in Eukaryota, Metazoa, Chordata, Actinopteri, Salmoniformes, Salmonidae. The transcript has 4 exons.
UAUAUAAGGGGCCCCUUCUCUCAACUACUCAUAGCACCUAUCUCUCAUCUCAUCUCAUAUAUCUCUUUACACACUCAAAUCCUAUCUCCAGUCCUCCAUCUCUUCACACCACACAGACUCAUCUCGACCAACAGCUGUACCCGUAGGGAACACCACACCUUGAAAACAUGACCAUGAUCACCAGAAUACUCCUGCUCCUUGCUGUCACCAUCUGUAUCACAGUCGCCCAGCGUUCUGUGAGCCAGCGAUGUUUGUGUCGGAAGGUGCGGAACAGCUUUGGCGCUCCAAACACUGUUGAGGACAUCCAGAUCUAUCCUCCAACUCCCUCCUGUGACAGGCUGGAGUUCAUUGUUAGCCUUAAGAAUGGAGUGCAGUACUGCCUGGACCCCAGUAUGACGAAAGUGCAGAGACUUCUCACUCGCCUGAUGAAGAAGUCCUCUCCCCCAACUGUCCCCACUCCAAUUGAGGCCAUCUCUAAUGAGAGAAGCAUUGACUCUGCUGAUAUCUGAUUCCCUGUCUCAGACUCCCUCUAUGACUCCAUUUAGCUUGGUUUCCCAAACUCGGUACUGGGGCCCCCACUUGCUGCACGUUUAGAUUUUUGCCCGCCCGAGCACACAGCUGAUUCAAAUAACCAUAAAUAGUCAAGCUUUGAUGAUUUGAUUAAUCUGUGUAGUGCUAGGGCAAAAACAAAAAUGUGCACGGCGAGACAAAUGUGUUGUUAUCCUAUAAGGUCUGACAUCCCAUCACUCUGAAUGUUUAAGACCAAGUCAAUGUCAAAGCAGUUUAAUGCAGAAGCUUCUUGUUCUAAUGAACUUUAUACUUCUAUUUUGUACUUUUUUUAUAUUUCAAUUUCAUAUGUCUGUGUUGGGAUGUUAUGCUUUUGUGUUCUGUUUUGCACAGUUGUUGUCUCAAGUGAUUUAAAAUACUUUAAUACAUCUAUUUUCUCGUGAUUUUUUUAUGCGUUUCACUGGAUAAUUUUGUUAUAAAGCAAAAUGUAUCAAAUGAGAAGGAACAUUGUUAAUGGUUUUGAACCUGGAAUCUUGUAAAUAGUGUCAUCUGGUGGCUGCAAAAGAGCAGAGCACUCCACGUAAAUAGAGAUGCCCGAGACAGGUCUCGCUUACAGAAGGAAAGCUUGCACUCUCGUGCCACAUUGCAGGUACACUGUACACAACAAUUGUAGCCUAUACUACGGAUGUCCUUUCCAGCUUCUAAUAAAUAUAUGUGUUCUCUA